UUGAACGUGCUUUCACGUUUUACUCGAGUUCGUUGAGGAGAUGCGGUGUAUGUUUUGGUUAUACAAAGCUGUUUUUAUCAUAAUAUUCAAUAAUCAAUUAUCAGGUGUGAACAUGUAUUUUUCUUCUCUAUGCUCAUGAUCUAUUUCCCUGCGCGCAUAUGACAGACAAGCGUGUAUUAAUCCUGCUGUAGGACUGACUCAUUGCUGCCAGCACUUAACAGUUACAGUAGGUCAAACAACCCCCUAAUAUGAACGAGUCACUCAGAAAAACGAAUCAUGACUCUCGAGUCAGGAAAAAAAGAGUCGUUCAAAAAGAACGAAUCGUUAGCGAACUGCACAUCACUACAGAGAACCACCAAGAGGACAACUAUGGACUGAAAACCAUCGAAAGGGGCAAUACACCGACUGGAAAUGUUCAAGUACGUCGCAAUAUAUCUAAAUGUAUAUCAUGAACACAGAUAUGAUUCCAAAAUUCACCUCGAAAGACGAGGAGAUUGACUUCUGGAAGACUCUUUCCCUCAAGUACAAGAAAAAUUGCCAGGAGGCCCAGGAGGAGCUGCUGGAGUUUCAGGAGGGCAGCAGAGAGCUGGAGGCAGAACUGGAGACCCAGCUGGGCCAGGCCGAGCACCGCACGAGAGUCCUGCACACUGAAAACAGCAGACUUAAGAACGAGGUGGACUCACUCAAGGAAAAAAUGGAGCAGCAGUAUGCCCAGAGCUACAAACAGAUCAACAUGCUGGAGGAUGACCUGGGACAGACCCGGGGCAUCAAGGAGCAGCUCCACAAAUACGUGCGGGAGCUCGAGCAGUCCAACGACGACCUAGAAAGAGCCAAGAGGGCUACAAUUGUGUCCCUGGAGGACUUUGAGCAGCGUCUGAACCAGGCUAUCGAGAGGAACGCCUUCCUGGAGAGCGAGCUGGAUGAGAAGGAGUCCGUCCUGGUCUCAGUGCAGAGAUUGAAAGACGAGGCCAGAGACCUGCGUCAGGAGCUCGCCGUCCGAGAGCGAAGUACGGACGUAACCAGGAUGUCGGCGCCCACCUCACCCAUCCAGGAGGACAAUGACAAGAUGGAUUACUCUGUCCAGGCCUCACUGUCUCUCCCCGCAACGCCGCUCGCACAGAGUCUGGACAAUGCCUUCGCCAACACCACAGAGUUGUCCAAUGUCCUUGGUAACUCGCUGACUCCCUCUGCUAGAAUAUCAGCCCUCAACAUCGUCAGUGACUUGCUACGGAAAGUGGGGGCUCUGGAGUCUAAGCUGACAGCCUGCAGGAACUUUGCCAAGGACCAGAAAGCCAGGAACUCUUAUGCCAUCACGGAAAACGGAAAUGUGAUCAACGGCAACACAGCCAAGUUCUCCCAUACACUCCACACGACAUCGUCAUACUACGACAAAACCAGGGCGGUGAAUGGCCUGGACCCUGGCACACUGACAGCCAUCACAGCACCCCCCUCUCCCUCCCCCCCUGACCUACUGCCUCUCAUUGUGUGAUGGUGACAGACAGUACCACUGCCAAGCCCCCCCCGCCCCCCCAACACCUUCCUCCUCCCUUCUGCCAAUGGACAAGAAUAUGUCUUAAAACAGAAAACAGAGGACAUAAAAAUGGCCGGCACGAUUAAACACUUUUCACAUACUGUAAUACUGGCCCCUCUUUGCAGUCACUACAUAUUAACAGGCUGUCUUUGUGUCAUUCUGACCCUUUAGUGCUUGUGGGGCUAUUGUAGAGGAAACGGUGAGGGAUUCAAAUAUACAUUGAGUGUACAAAACAUUAAGAACACUUCCUAAUGUUCAGUUUUACCCCUUCCCUUUUGCCCUCAGAACAGCCACAAUUAAUCUGGGCAUGGACUCUACAAGGUUUCGAAAGCAUUCCACAGGGAUACUGGCCCAUGUUGACUCCAAUGCUUCCCAGAGUUGUCAAGUUGGCUGGAUGUCCUUUGGGUGGUGGAUCAUUCUUGAUAUACAUUGGAAACUGUUGAGCAUGAAAAACCCGGCAGGGUUGCAGUUCUUGACACAAACCGGUGCGACUGGCACCUACUACCAUACCCCAUUCAAAGGCACUUAAAUCUUUUGUCUUCCCAUUCACCCUCUGAAUGGCACACAUACACAACCAAUGUGUCACUUGUCUCAAGGCUUAAAAAAAACGUAUUUAACCCUUCUCCUCCCCUUCAUCUACACUGAUUUGAAGUGGAUUUAACAAGUGACAUCAAUAAGGGAUCAUAGCUUUCACCUGAAUUCACCUGGUCAGUCCAUGUCAUGGAAGGAGCGGGUGUUCAUAAUGUUUUGUACACUCUGUAUGUUUUAUUUAACCGUUGCGAUUUGUUAGUGCGUGGCAAGAGAUACUGUACCAGUUGAGAGACUAUAGAUUAGCCAGAGUCAGAAGAAAUAAGAUGCACAUGUCUGUAUUACUGUAUCUAGCAGCUUUGCCUCAGGCUGUGGAGAGACCCUAUCUCCUGCAACUUUCCAUCUGUUAUUUUCCAUUUAUGAAUGGAAAACUACGGUUAAUGACUUGGCAGCUGGCACAGGGGUGUAGAUGUGUUUAAUAGCCUGGAAUGAUCCUUCACCACAUGGACCUGCUCCUAACAAGCUGACAUAUUGCCCAUCAAUAAUUGAUGGUGGUUUAAAUAUCCUACGGCAACCUCAUCUGCCUUUCUGACCUUGAGUUUAAUUCCAGUAACCAUUUGAAGAAUCUAAUAUUUUACAGUUUUGUUUUAUUUGUGUGUCCGUGUUAAAAUUGAAUGGAAACCGUAAACGUGUUGGCUUAAACAUGUUCUAAUCUAAAGGGAUGAUGAAGGAAAUCCUCCUUGUCUCGUUGUGGUGAGUAUUCUGGGCUUCCUGCUCUGUUUAACCAUAUGACAACGUGCACAGUAUUGGUCAUAUUGAUCACAUAUUUAAACAUGUCCACUUGAGUGGUGCUGUCAUGGUGUUUUAGACCACUUUUGACAGUUUUGGGAUUUUAACUUAAAGUUUUUCUUAAUUUUCAGUGUUAUGUUAUUGAAGAAGAAAAAAAGGUUAUACAGUGCAUUCAAAGUAUUCAGACCCCUUGACAUUUUCCACAUUUUGUUACGUUACAGCCUUAAUCUAAAAGGGAUUCAAUAGUUUUUUUCCCUUAUCAAUACACCAUAGUGACUAAGGAAAAACAGGUUUUUAGAGUAAAAAAAAAAAAUGAAAUAUCACAUUUGCACAAGUAUUCAGACUCUUUAUUCAGUACUUUGUUAAAGCACCUUUGGCAGCGAUUACAGCCUUGAGUCUUCUUUGGUAUGACGCUACAACCUUGGCACACCUGUAUUUGGGGAGUUUCUCCCAUUCUCUGCAAGAUCCUCAAGCUCUGUCAGGUUGGAUGGGGAACGUCGCUGCCCAGUUACUUUCAGGUUUCUCCAGAGAUGUUAGAUCAGGUUCAAGUCCGGGCUCUGGCUAGGCCACUCAAGGACAUUCAGAGACUUGUCCCAAAGUCACUCCUGUGAUGUCUUGGCUAGGUGCUUAGGGUUGUCCUGUUGGAAGGUGAACCUUCUCCCCAGUCUGAGUGCUCUGGAGCAGGUUUUCAUCAAGGAUCUCUCUGUACUCCGUUCAUCUUUACCUCGAUCCUGAGUAGUCUCCCAGUCCCUGCCGCUGAAAAACAACCUCACAGCAUGAUGCUGCCACCAACAUGCUUCACCGUAGGGAUGGUGCAAGGUUUCCUCCAAACAUGACGCUUGGCAUUCAGGCCAAAGAGUUCAAUCUUGGUUUCAUCAGACCAGACAAUCUUGUUUAUCAUGGUCUGAGAGUCCUUUAGGUGCCUUUUGGCAAACCAAGUGGGCUGUCAUGUGCCUUUUACUGAGGAGUGUCUUCUGUCUGGCCACUCUACCAUAAAGGCCUGAUGCGUGGAGUGCUGCAGAGAUGGGAGAACCUUCCAGAAGGACAACCAUCUCCACAUAGGAACUCUGGAGCUCUGUCACAGUGACCAUCAGGUUCUUGGUCACCUCCCUGAUCAAGGCCCUAGGAAGUCUCGGUGGUUCCAAACUUCUUCCAUUUAAGAGUGAUGGCCACUGUGUUCAUGGGGACCUUCAAUGCUGCAGACAUUUUUUGUUAUCUUUCCCCAGAUCUGUGCCUCGACACAAUCCUGUCUCGGAGCUCUACGGAAAAUUCCUUCGACCUCAUGGCUUGGUUUUUGCUCUGACAUGCACUGUCAACUGUGGGAUCUUGAUAUAGACAGGUCUGUGCCUUUCCAAAUCAUGUUCAAUCAAUUGAAUUUACCACAGGUGGACUCCAAUCAAGUUGUAGAAACAUCUCAAGGAUGAUCAAUAGAAACAGGAUGCACCUGAGCUCAAUUGAGUCUCAUAGCAAAGGGUCUGAAUAUUUUUUUUUAUAUACUUUUGAGAAAAAAAAUCUAAAAACCUGUUUUCGCUUUGUCAUUAUGGGAUAUUGUGUGUAGCUUUGAGGACUUACAUUUUUUUUUAAAUCAAUUUUAGAAUAGACUAAUGUAACAAUUUGGAAAAAGUCAAGGGGUCUGAAUACUUUCCUAAUGCACUGUAUGUGUUGGCAACCUAUAUUUUAAGUAAGUAGCACUUCAUCCUGUGCAAAUAUUUUCCUCGUAUUUUCACAUUUAUUUGAUCAGUUUUAUUCAAUUGCAAUAUUUCCUGUUUGUAUGUUUGUUUUAAUGUACAUAGUUUUGUUAAUUUAUUUCAGAUCUUUUUAUGGGAUGAUGGGUUCAAAUAAACAUUUUGAUUAUA
Molecule: messenger RNA, 4704 nt
Organism: Salvelinus fontinalis (brook trout)
Lineage: Eukaryota; Metazoa; Chordata; Actinopteri; Salmoniformes; Salmonidae
Product: nuclear distribution protein nudE-like 1-B
Exons: 9
Coding region: 440-1489 (349 amino acids)
Biological process (GO): establishment of mitotic spindle orientation; regulation of neuron projection development; chromosome segregation
Cellular component (GO): kinesin complex; centrosome; kinetochore
Molecular function (GO): microtubule binding
Source: RefSeq, a predicted model, not a curated record